Molecule: messenger RNA, 1159 nt
Organism: Solanum dulcamara
Lineage: Eukaryota; Viridiplantae; Streptophyta; Magnoliopsida; Solanales; Solanaceae
Product: ethylene-responsive transcription factor ERF003-like
Exons: 2
Coding region: 178-765 (195 amino acids)
Biological process (GO): regulation of DNA-templated transcription
Molecular function (GO): DNA-binding transcription factor activity; DNA binding
Source: RefSeq, a predicted model, not a curated record
GUACGUUUUUCUCAAUAAUAAAUCCCAACUACAUAAACCCCUCAUAUCUUCACACAAACUAAAUCUCCUUGCUCAACCAAUUAUUUUUUUUAUCUCAUUCAGGCAUCAUUUCAACAAACACCUUUUGCAAACAGAAAAAAAAGCUUCAAUUAACUACAUUGUGACAUUGUCAAUACUAUGGCUAGGGCACAACAAAGAUAUAGAGGAGUUCGACAGAGACAUUGGGGUUCUUGGGUCUCCGAAAUUCGCCAUCCUUUACUGAAGACAAGAAUUUGGUUAGGCACAUUUGAGACAGCGGAAAAUGCAGCAAGAGCAUAUGAUGAAGCAGCAAGGCUUAUGUGUGGUCCAAGAGCUAGAACCAAUUUCCCAUACAACCCAAACAUGCCACAAACAUCUUCAUCUAAGCUUCUCUCAACUACUUUAACAGCCAAGUUACACAAAUGCUACAUGGCUUCACUUCAAAUGACCAAAACUUCACCACAAGAACACAAAAUAGCAAAAAAUGCACCCAAUGUUCAAGAAAGUGUUAUUAAUUCCUAUGAAAUGAAACAACAAAUGUUGGUACCAAAUUCAUCAGUCCCAUUGACACAUUAUCAUGAGGAAAAAACAGCCAACUUGGGAGUAAUUAGGAAAGUUGAAGAUCAAGUACUGGAGGGCAUACCACAAUUUGCCAAGCCACUUGAAGAUGAUCACAUUGAACAAAUGAUUGAAGAAUUGUUGGAUUAUGGGUCCAUUGAGCUUUGCUCUAAUGUUCCUUCUCACUAAAUUCCAGUUAGCUUCUACAUUUGGUCGGUACAAGUACCAGAUAACUCUUUACUGAUGUUCUUUCUCAGUAAUUGUCUCCUCUUGGGACCUACAUAGUUCUGCACUAGAAAGCUACUCAUUUUGCUAAUUUAACCCCAUUUAUAUAGCCAUUUCCAACUUGUUUGGGACCGAGUCAUAGUAAUUGUUGUACUAAGUCUUUUAAGUAGUCUCCCUCUGUCUAAAAUCUAUGUAUCAUUAGUAGGUCUAGGCAUUUCCUCUCUUUGGUUCCUAGAGUUGUUGCUUUAAGAGAACCUUCUACUAGUAAAAUUCCAGUAUAAUAUAAUCUUUUUUCCUCACAUAAUUUGUCUUCUUUUUGUUUACGUGGCUACAUACUUAUAGCGAUCAAAGAGCAUAU